AGGAAGUGCUGGGGCACCAGGCUGCGAGGUGGGCAAGGAGGAGCCAGGGAAGGCAUUGGAGGAGUCGCUGACCAUUUAAUAAACACGUGCUGAGGGUCCACGGGAGCCAGACCCUGGCGAGGCCCUGGGAUAGGGACGGACCUGAAGCAGUAUUUGCCACGAACAAGAGUCAGGCAGGCCCUCACCAUGCCCACCCUCCCUGCUGAAUUCACCACAGAAUACUUGCAGUAUGAUGAGUUUGCGGAAGCCUGUAACAUGGAGGACGUCGUGGCCUUUGGGACUGUCUUCCUGUCCAUAGUCUACUCUCUUGUAUUUGCCUUUGGCCUGGUGGGAAAUUUGCUGGUGGUGUUUGCCCUCAGAAACAGCCAGAAGCCCAAGAGUAUCACCGACAUUUACCUCCUGAACCUGGCCUUGUCCGAUCUGCUCUUUGUAGCCACUUUGCCCUUCUGGACUCACUAUGUGAUAAGUGAACAAGGCUUUCACAACGCUAUGUGCAAACUCACCGCCACCUUCUUCUUCAUCGGCUUUUUUGGAGGCAUAUUCUUCAUCACCACCAUCAGCAUCGAUAGGUACCUGGCCAUUGUCCUGGCCGCCAGCUCCAUGAACAACCGGACCGUGCAGCAUGGCGUCACCAUCAGCCUGGGCAUUUGGGCAGCAGCCAUCUUGGUGGCAGCACCCCAGUUCAUGUUCACAAAAAGCAAAGAAAAUGAAUGCCUCGGGGACUACCCCGAGGUCCUGCAGGACAUCUGGCCCGUGCUCCGCAACGUAGAAACAAAUGUUCUUGGCUUCCUGCUCCCCCUGCUCAUUAUGAGUUACUGUUACUUCAAAAUCAUGCGGACACUGUUUUCCUGCAAGAACCACAAGAAAGCUAGAGCCAUUAAACUGAUCUUUCUGGUGGUCAUCGUGUUUUUCCUCUUCUGGACACCCUACAACAUUAUGAUUUUCUUAGAGACACUCAAUCUCUACAACUUCUUUCCCAAUUGUGACAUGAAGAGGGAUCUGAAACGGGCCCUCAGUGUGACCGAGACAAUAGCAUUUAUCCACUGUUGCCUCAAUCCCCUUAUCUAUGCCUUUGCUGGAGAGAAGUUCAGAAGAUACCUUUACCACCUGUAUCGGAAAUUCCUGGCUGUCCUGUGUUGUCGUCCCGUCCACGCCAGUUUCUCCCAGUCUGAAUCACAAACGAGCAAGCGGGAAAGCAUUCUGAGCAGCAAUUUUACCCACUACACCAGUGAUGGAGAUGCGUCCAUCUUUCUCUGAAGGGAUCCCCAAAACCUUGUCCCAAUAGAGAGCCUGGAGUUCCCAAGUCUGACAGAGAACAAUGAGGACAGAUUUUGUUGUUUCUUACAUGCAAGAAAUGAUGGACCCAAUGCC
Molecule: messenger RNA, 1371 nt
Organism: Ceratotherium simum simum (southern white rhinoceros)
Lineage: Eukaryota; Metazoa; Chordata; Mammalia; Perissodactyla; Rhinocerotidae
Source: RefSeq, a predicted model, not a curated record